CGCUGAGGAACUAGAAGAUGGCGGAGAGUGCGGAACUGAAGCAAAUGGUGAUGAGCCUGCGAGUAUCGGAGCUGCAGGUUCUCCUGGGUUACGCAGGGAGGAAUAAACAUGGCCGAAAGCACGAGCUGCUGACCAAAGCGCUGCACCUGCUGAAGGCCGGCUGCAGCCCCGCGGUGCAGAUGAAGAUUAAGGAGCUGUACAGGCGCCGCUUCCCCACCAAGCUGGUGUCCCCGGCCGAGCUGGCCCUGCCGGGGGUCCACCCUGCUGCCACCUCGCUGCCCGCCGGACUCACCCAGCUGGCCUUCGACGGGCACGGGGCCACACCAUCCCCCCUGCUGCCCAUCUCGCUCCUCGGACCCAAGCAUGAGCUGGGCCUGCCCCACCUGCCCUCCAACCUCCACCCCGUACACCCAGACGUCAAGCUGCAGAGACUACCCUUCUACGACGUGCUGGACGAACUCAUCAAACCCACCAGCCUCGCUUCAGACAACAGUCAACGCUUUCAAGAAACGUGUUUCGCUUUCGCAUUAACGCCACAGCAAGUCCAGCAGAUCAGCGGCUCAAUGGACAUCUCCGGGACCAAAUGUGACUUCACGGUACAAGUACAGUUACGGUUUUGCUUAUCAGAAACCAGCUGUCCACAGGAAGACCACUUUCCUCCGAACCUCUGUGUAAAAGUCAACGGGAAGCCAUGUAAUCUUCCGGGCUACCUUCCUCCUACCAAAAACGGAGUCGAACCAAAGCGUCCCAGCAGACCAAUCAACAUUACCUCACUGGUCAGACUGUCCACCACCGUCCCCAACACCAUCGUUGUGUCUUGGACAUCAGAGAUUGGAAGGAGUUACUCUAUGGCGGUGUAUCUGGUGAAGCAGCAGUCGUCCACAGCGCUGUUACAGAGACUCCGAGCCAAGGGCAUCAGAAACCCAGACCACUCCAGAGCGCUCAUCAAAGAAAAAUUAACAGCAGACCCCGACAGUGAAAUCGCCACAACCAGUCUACGAGUGUCGUUACUGUGUCCGCUGGGGAAGAUGCGGCUGAUGAUUCCGUGCCGGGCGGUGACGUGUUCACACCUGCAGUGUUUUGACGCCACGCUCUACAUCCAGAUGAACGAGAAGAAGCCCACCUGGGUGUGUCCCGUCUGUGACAAGAAGGCACCCUAUGAACAUCUUAUCAUUGACGGGUUGUUUAUGGAGAUUCUGAACAGCUGUGUAGACUGUGAUGAGAUUCAGUUUAAAGAGGAUGGCAGUUGGGCCCCCAUGAGGUCGAAAAAGGAAGUGCAGGAGGUGUCGGCCUCGUGUAACGGAGUAGACGGCGGCUGUCGGACAUCAGUAUCCGAGCAGAAAUCCAACUCACACACGAACAGCAACAGUAAGAAAGUGGAAGUGAUCGAUCUGACGCUCGACAGCUCGUCAGAGGAUGAGGAGGAGGAAGAGCCGCCUCAAAAACGAAGCUGCCCCUCGCUGUCGCCCAGCUCCCCACAGAUGAAUAAAGGAGUACUGAAUCUAUGUACGCAGCCGUCUCCAGUAAGUCGAACUCCCAGUAUGCCUCAAGUGGAGACCAACUACAUCCCUCCACCACCCCCACUCAUACAGGACUACCGGCACUACUACCCUACUCCCAACGACCUGUCAGAUCUGAACUUUUUCUCAUUUUUACAAGGAGAGAAUCAUCAGCACUAUAACAUGGUGAUGGCGGCGGCCGCCUCGGCGUCGGAAGACCACGACCUCCUCCUGAACCGUUUCCUGCCCUACAGCUCCUCCCAGCUCUUUCUGGACCCGCCCAGCACCCCGGUGAGCAGCGGCGCCGUCCACGCCCCCGUCAACGUCAACCGCAGCAACAGCAGCAGCUCCAGCGGCAGCCUGGUGUCGUCCAGCAGCCUGAGAGACGCUCACGGCCUGUCCGCCGUCCAGCGCUCGGCCUCGGACACCGCCAGCGCCAUGGCCUCCGCCAUCUACGGCUCCAUCCCCGACGUUAUCUCCUUAGACUGAUCCACCACCUCUCUUUUCCUCUUCUCUCCUCUCUUCUUCUGUUCUGUUCUGUUCCUGCUGUUCCUCUAACACGACAGAACCAAACCCACUGAACGGUGAUGAUGAGAUCAUCAAGACUUUGGCGGGAAAAACAGAGAUGUUUUCUUUUCUUUUUUUUUUUUUUUUUUUUUUUCUUUUUUUUUG
Molecule: messenger RNA, 2171 nt
Organism: Astyanax mexicanus (Mexican tetra)
Lineage: Eukaryota; Metazoa; Chordata; Actinopteri; Characiformes; Acestrorhamphidae
Gene: pias1a
Product: protein inhibitor of activated STAT, 1a
Exons: 14
Coding region: 18-1988 (656 amino acids)
Biological process (GO): regulation of transcription by RNA polymerase II; protein sumoylation
Molecular function (GO): transcription coregulator activity; SUMO ligase activity; zinc ion binding
Source: RefSeq, a predicted model, not a curated record